Rhizoctonia solani is the source of this 1662-nucleotide messenger RNA. Its product is annotated as Retrotransposable element Tf2 protein. NCBI's taxonomy places the organism in Eukaryota, Fungi, Basidiomycota, Agaricomycetes, Cantharellales, Ceratobasidiaceae. Bases 1 to 1662 code for a protein of 553 amino acids. The record is from RefSeq and is a predicted model, not a curated record. The transcript is spliced from 2 exons.
AUGGACAUUAGUAAUAGUUGUAUAGAAGUCUGUCAUGUAUCUACUGCUUCCAAAUUGUCACCCCUUUUUACCAUCUCUAUACAACUAAAGCAAGCGGAACCAUUAGAAGUCCUGAUUGAUUCAGGCGCAACAUCCUCAUUCAUGCACCCCCGCACCGCGGAAUCACUCUGCCUCCCGCUCAUUGAUCUCCCCACACCACAAACCGUAACUAUGCUUGAUGGGUUGAGCCCCCAGGCUGGCAAAAUCUGGAAGAAGGCAACUCUAACCUUCUCCCUUGAUGGCAAACAAAUGACCAAGACCUUCCUCAUUUGCAAUACAGGGUCUCACGCUGCCAUCCUGGGAUUGAAAUGGCUAGACGCACAUAAUCCGGAGAUUGAUUGGAAUUCACGUACUCUCUCCUUUCCCCACACACCUCCAGAACACAUGGUCAUUGCCAAAGAAGAGGAAGCCAAUAAAAACCCCCUUGAAGGAGUCCCCCCUGAAUACCACCAAUACGCCAAGGUAUUUGGGGAAGAGGAAUUCAACAAGCUUCCUCCACACAGGCACUACAACAUUGGGAUUGAACUCACAGAAGAAAGCCCCUUAAACUCUCCUCUCUAUAGCAUGAUGGAUGCCAAAUCCGCUAUGCUCAAAGACUGGCUCAGGGAUGAGUUGAAGGCUGGCAAAAUCCACCCAAGCAAAUCUUCUAUCAGUUCACCCGUGAUGUUUGUACCCAAGAAGGAUGGUUCCCGCCAAUUGGUUGUUGAUUACCGCCGCCUCAAUAACCGGACAAAAAAGAACAUCUACCCAUUACCCUGCCCCAGUGACCUAAUGGCCCAGCUCUGUGGUGCCAAGGUUUUCACCAAACUAGACCUGAGGUGGGGUUACAACAACGUCCGUGUCAAAGAAGGUGAUGAAUGGAAAACAGCUUUCCGCACCAAGUACGGCCUUUACAAAUCCCUGGUCAUGACCUUUGGCUUAACCAAUGCUCCUGCAGCCUUCCAACACUUCAUGAACAAACUGUUCAAGGACCUGUUAGACGUUUGCGUCAUCAUCUAUCUAGAUGACAUCCUAAUUUACUCAAAGGAUGACGCAUCUCACACCCAACACGUCCACAAGGCCUUACAUUGUCUGAUGGAAAACCAAUUGUUCUGCAAGGUGUCCAAAUGUACAUUCCAUGUCACUUCUGUGGAAUACUUAGGGAUAAUUGUGUCAGAUAAGGGCUUCAGUCUGGACAAGCUAAAGAUCCAAGUGGUCCAAGAAUGGCCCAUGCCCACUAAAGUCAAAGAGGUGCAGUCUUUCCUUGGAUUUGCCAACUUUCUCCGUUGGUUUGUUGCCAACUUUAGCCACAUGGCAAGACCCCUCCACAACCUGGUCAAGAAGGACACGCCAUGGAAAUGGGACACUAGAGAACAAGAAGCAUUCCAGGGACUGAAAGAUGCCAUCACCAACGCUCUGGUCCUCUGUCACGCCAACCCAACUAAACCAUAUUUCCUGGAAACAGAUGCAUCCGGCGCAGCCUUGGGUUCCAUACUCAGCCAACAACAGGAAGAUGGUUGCCUACAUCCUCUUGCUCUGAAUGAAAACGGGAUGCUGAAACCUCAGAUGAAAUGGGUUUGGGGAUUUGGGCUACUUUUUGCAUCAGAAUGGGAAAACCCGCACAAAUCAGUAGAGAUGACUUGA